AAUAAUGAAUAUUAAAAAUGUCUCAAGCUGGCUGCAGUCUCACAGAACAUCAACCGUUUGUAACUGUUCGAGUGGAAGGCCUCCAAAAGUCCUGAGAGUCAAACUUUUGAAGAGUCUGACUGUCUUGAAGCGGGUUGAUUUCAGCUUCCACUUACAGCUUCCAACCUCUUCUCAGACGAAUCCAUGGCGGCCGAACGCAAUCCUUUGUUGGAAGAUUUCGUUUUUCCACCGUUCGAUGUGAUCGAACCCAAACACAUCCGUCCCGCCUUCCGAUCGCUCUUAGCGAAACUGGAGAGUGAUUUGGUUGAGUUGGAGACUACAGUUGAGCCAACAUGGCCUAAAUUGGUUGAACCAUUGGAAAAGAUCAUAGAUAGAUUGUCUGUUGUUUGGGGAAUUGUGAAUCAUCUCAAUUCUGUGAAGGACUCACCUGAGCUGCGAUCUGCCAUAGAAGAAGUUCAGCCAGCAAAGGUUGAAUUUCAGCUCAGGUUGGGCCAAAGCAAACCCAUUUAUAAUGCAUUCAGAGCUAUUCGAGAAUCUUCAGAUUGGGAAGCUCUGAAUGAUGCUCGUAAGCGCAUUGUGGAAGCUCAAAUAAAGGAGGCAGUUCUUAAUGGUGUUUCUCUUGAAGAUAAUAAAAGAGAAUACUUCAAUGAAAUUCAACAGGAGUUGGAAAAGCUAUCACAGAAGUUUGAGGAAAAUAUUUUGGACUCCACAAAGCAGUUUGAAAAAUUAAUCACAGAUAAGAAAGACAUUGAAGGGUUGCCUGCUACUGCACUUGCAAUGGCUGCAGAAAUGGCAUUGUCCAAGGGACAUAAAGAUGCUACAGCUGAAAAUGGGCCAUGGGUACUUACGUUGGAUGCUCCAAGCUAUCGCUCUGUUAUGCAACAUGCACGGAAUCGAUCUUUACGUGAAGAAGUAUACCGUUCUUAUGUUGCUCGUGCAUCAAGUGGAGAUCACAAUAACACACCAAUUAUUGCAAGAAUUUUGAAGCUUAAAUUGGAGAAGGCAAAGCUUCUUGGCUACAAUAAUUAUGCUGAGGUAAGCAUGGAAAUGAAAAUGGCUACCAUAAAUAAAGCAGAGGAGCUUAUAGAGGACCUUCGAAGUGCUUCUUGGAAUGCCGCAAUUCAAGACAUGGAAGACCUUGAAAAUUUAGCUAAAGCUCAAGAUGCUAUAGAGGCUAAUGAUUUGAAGCAGUGGGACAUCAACUUCUGGGGUGAGAGACUCCGUGAGUUGAAGUAUGAUAUAAAUGAGGAAGAGUUACGUCCAUUUUUCUCAUUACCAAAGGUUAUAAAUGGUCUCUUUAACCUUGCAAAGAUGCUGUUUGAAAUUGACGUUGAGCCAGCAGAUGGCCUAGCUCCAGUUUGGAACAAUGAUGUCAAAUUUUAUUGUGUCAAAGAUUCUCUAGGCAUUCCGAUAGCAUACUUUUACUUUGAUCCAUAUGCUCGUCCUUCAGAAAAACGCGGUGGGGCAUGGAUGGAUGUUGUUUUUGGUCGUGGUAGCACAUUUUCAUGUGAUGGUGCAUCUCCUAGGUUGCCUAUUGCACAUAUAGUGUGCAAUCAAACACCACCAAUGGGUGACAAGCCAAGUCUUAUGACCUUCCGUGAGGUUGAAACUGUCUUCCAUGAGUUUGGCCAUGCCCUUCAGCAUAUGUUAACCAAGCAAGAUGAAAGUCUUGUUUCAGGUUCUCGAGGGAUAGAAUGGGAUGCUGUUGAAUUAGCUUCUCAGUUCAUGGAAAAUUGGUGCUACCAAAGCAACUCUUCACCCACAAGUUCUAAUGUAGGAACAUCUAGAUUUGAGCUACGGUAUGCAAGUGUAGAUCUGGAGCUUCACACAAAAUACAUUCCAGAUGGGUCAGAAACCAUCUAUGAUAUUGAUCAAAGAGUUGGUAGAAGGACAAAUGUGAUCCCUCUACUGCCAGAGGACAAGUUUCUUUGUAGUUUCAGCCAUAUCUUUGCAGACAAGUAUGCAGCUGGAUAUUACAGUUACCAGUGGGCAGAGGUGUUGUCUUAUGAUGCUUUCUCAGCAUUUGAGGAGGCUGGGUUGGAUAAUGUCAAGGCCGUCAAAGAAUUGGGGCACAAGUUUAGAGAAACCGUACUUGCAGUUGGUGGUGGAAAAUCACCAGAACAGGUUUUUGUAGAAUUCCGAGGGCGGGAACCUUCGCCAAAGGCACUGCUCAGAUACACUGGCUUAUCACCGGUAACGGCUGAAGCUUGAAGUCUUAUUUUAAAAUCAAGUUUUGGGACUUGGAAGUUGGAAGAACAUCUAUAUUUGUUGUUCCUUCAACCUCGGACUUUAGGGUUUUAACGGUAAAGUAAAACUGCCAUUUAAAAACCUCCAUUAAAAUGGUAUAAUAUUACACAUUUGACAAAAUUUUAUAAUUAUUGUUAAAAUGAAUGUUGAAGUUAACUUACCAUUUGGACGGCUAA
Vitis vinifera (wine grape) is the source of this 2423-nucleotide messenger RNA. Its product is annotated as organellar oligopeptidase A, chloroplastic/mitochondrial. The transcript has 17 exons. Gene Ontology annotation, cellular component: chloroplast. NCBI's taxonomy places the organism in Eukaryota, Viridiplantae, Streptophyta, Magnoliopsida, Vitales, Vitaceae. The coding region runs from base 184 to 2211 and encodes 675 amino acids. The record is from RefSeq and is a predicted model, not a curated record. Gene Ontology annotation, molecular function: metalloendopeptidase activity. Gene Ontology annotation, biological process: proteolysis; peptide metabolic process.